Molecule: messenger RNA, 5509 nt
Organism: Lethenteron reissneri (Far Eastern brook lamprey)
Lineage: Eukaryota; Metazoa; Chordata; Hyperoartia; Petromyzontiformes; Petromyzontidae
Gene: DCT
Product: dopachrome tautomerase
Biological process (GO): ventricular zone neuroblast division; developmental pigmentation; melanin biosynthetic process from tyrosine
Cellular component (GO): melanosome
Molecular function (GO): dopachrome isomerase activity; oxidoreductase activity
Source: RefSeq, a predicted model, not a curated record
ACCCACUAGCCCAUCCACUACCCCGUGCCACGUGGAAGGGUUCCGCACUAAACCACUUACUGCCGUCCAGUCAGUCUCAUUAUUUCUCGGCCGUGAGCCACACGGUGCUUGUGUUGAAUCCAGCCAAGGCUGUGUUUGCAGUUUGCGGCGUUAACUGGGAUGUGGAGAAUUUCUUCGGAGGCACGAAUUCACCCGUCAUCUCUAGCCGCGGUUGGUGAACGUCAGAUGUGAUUUUUACCGAGUUGGUUCGUAAUUUCAAAAGCUGUAAAUGAGAAACCCCAUUAAAACGGACACAGUGGUUAGUGUUUCCGACUCGAUAAAAACCUCUAUCGCGUGUCCUCUAAACAAAAAAACAAAAACGCGUUAGUGCUGUCGACACGCCAAACUCUGUUAUUGAGAUAAUUCGCUGUUUAAAUUCGCUGGACGGACAGAGGAAGGUUUAUCUUGGCUCAUACACAUCCUUGAUUACGUUCAAUUAGAAGCACACGCCACACGUUAGAGGUGGCACGUGGCUCAUUAUCGGUAAAAAAAAAUCAAACAUUAUUUUACAUUUGCUAACAGCACAACAUUCAUAACCACACCGCCGUUAUCCACGUACGCAUUUUGAACUCCGUUCGCGCCGUACGCAGCCAACCGCUCUCAAUCACUGAGAUGGGAAUCCGUGCCGCUGCGACACCGCGUGGAGGGCCCCGUCCGUUCUCCCUGCUGCUGCUGCUGGUGGUGGCAGCGACGGCCCCGCGGCUGCCGUGCCACGCUCAGUUCCCCAGGGACUGCGCCACGGUGGCCGCGAUCCGCUCCCAGGAGUGCUGCCCCCCGCUCUCGCCCGGGGCCAGCCGGGGCUGCGGGGCAGAGGUGGCUCGCGGCUCCUGCCAGGAGGUGACGGCCGACCUGAGGCCCUGGUCGGGGCCGUACACGUUGCGCAACGUGGACGACCGGGAAAGGUGGCCUCUGAAGUUCUUCAACCGAAGCUGCGCGUGCAACGGCAAUUUCUGGGGCCACAACUGCGGGCAGUGCCGGCCGGGCUGGACAGGCACCUCGUGCGAUGCCCGCGCCCCGACCGUGGUUCGUCGCGACGUGCGGAGUCUGUCGCCGAGCGAGAGGGCCACCCUGCUAGGCGCCCUGCAGCUUGCCAAGGAGACGCCGCACCCGGACUACGUGGUGUCCACCAACCACUGGCUCGGCAUCCUGGGGCCCGACGGGAACAGCCCCAUGUUCAGCAACGUGUCGGUCUACGACUACUUCGUGUGGCUGCACUACUACUCCGUGCGGGACACUCUGCUGGGUCCUGGCCGACCCUUUACAGCUAUCGACUUUUCACACCAGGGGCCAUCUUUCAUCACCUGGCAUCGGUACCACCUUCUCCUGCUCGAACGAGACAUACAGAGGCUCACAGGCGAUCCGUCAUUCGCGCUUCCCUUCUGGGACUUUGCGACGGGCAGCGCCGCGUGUGACGUGUGCGUGGACGACCUCUUCGGGGGCCCUGACCCCGCAGAGCCCACUCUGCUGAGCCCUGCGUCCCCCUUCUCACAAUGGAAAAUCGUCUGCAACAGCUUGGACGAAUACAACCUGCGAGUCACCCUGUGCAACGGAUCGGCCGAGGGACCCAUCCGUCGGAACCCGGGGGGCGACAUCUCCCACCCGGGGGCCGGGCGCCUGCCCACGCGCGACGAUGUAGCUCAGUGCCUCGGCGUGGCGCGCUUCGAUGACGAGCCGUUCUCGACCAACUCUAGCCGCAGCUUCAGGAACGCCCUGGAAGGCUACGACCACCCCGACGGGAGCUACGAGCCCGGGGUACUGAGCCUCCACAACCUCGUGCACCGCUUCCUCAACGGCACCGGAGGCGCGUCCUUCUCGUCUGCCAACGACCCCGUGUUCGUGGUCCUCCACACGUUCGUCGACGCCGUCUUCGAUGAAUGGAUGCGGCGGUUCCGUCCGAACGUCACGGAGGCUUGGCCCGAGCAGUUGGCGCCGAUCGGGCACAACCUCUACUACAACAUGGUGCCCUUCUUCCCGCCCGUGCCCAACCAGCUCAUGUUCGUGCCCGCCGAGGAACUGGGCUACGGCUACGACAUUCGGCUGCCCGAGCCCAGUUCUUCCACGCCACUGGUGCUGAGUUCGACCCUGUGCGCGGUGGCUCUGGUUCUGGUCUGCACCAGCAUCCUCGUUCUGCUUCGUCGACGCAGCAACGGAACGUACCGCCCGCUCCUGGCUAACGGGGGUUCCAUCAUGACUUAUACCAACUCCGUGUGAACGCCUGCUCGCUCGCUCACUCGCUCAUCGUCGAAUCUACACUGUUGGUAUCACCCGCAGUUGUGAGGCGCUCCGAUGUUGUUCGUUCUUUCGUGUUGUAACCACCCCGUUGUUCCAUACGAUGUCCGACGUUUUCUUGGAUCACGUAGAAGGGAAAUAAUAAAAUAAUACAAUAAAACGUAAUACAAUUCUCACGACGUUUCGGCCACAACACAAGCAGCCGUCCUCAGGUGAAGAAACAGAGCUGUCGGAAAGACAGCGUCCUAAUGAACACUGCUAAGCGUUGAUUUAAAGCUUUCGUGACUGCAGGGAUUCAUAUACUUGGUUCUUUCGGUAAAGUCACGUAGAAGGGAAACAAUAAAAUAAUACAAAUGGUAUUGUUUUAUAUUUGUAUUAUUUUAUUGUUUCCCUCCUACGUGACUUUACCGAAAGAACCAAGAAUAUACUGCUAAGCUUGGCAGCGUAUUUUAAGCUGGGUGGGAGGAGCAGAGCGCCUUGACAAAGGAGUUUACAUAUAAAUUGAUUUAAAAAACGCUGCCAAGCUUAGCUGUGUUCAUUAGGUCGCUGUCUUUCCGACAGCUCUGUUCUUCACCUGAGGACGUCGUGAGAAUUGUAUUAUGUUUAAUUUUUAUUAUUUUAUGAUUUCCCUUCUACGUGACUUUACCGAAAUCAAGCAUAUGAAUCCCUGCAGUCACGAAAGCUUUAAAUCGAAAGAUGUCUGACGUUUCGCGCCACGUGCUGGGAGCUUCUGCGGAAAGUGCAUUCCAGCGACUGGAGCGAAACGUCUGGCAUACGUUCCGAACAACGCGCAGUGCCAACCGGAUGCACAUCAGAGAGCCGAACAGCACCACCGCGAAAACCCGCACAGAAAUAUUACGCACAAUUAGUAUUAAGAUCUUAAAGACACCUUUGGCAGCUGCAGCAACGUCAUAAUUUCACCAGUUUACAUCAGCAAACAGCAUACAAAAAAACAGCAGCAGUAGCUUCAUUUUAAACCGCAGCAAAUUGUUCAUUAGCAGCAGCCAGCCUCAUCAUUAACAGGAGCAGAAUCAUAAUAAUCUGCAGUAGCAGCGAAAACUAGAAACUGCUUUUUUGUAUUUUACCAGGUAAGGCUCACUAAUUUUAUAAUUGUUUUGCUCCUCCCACUCAGCUUAAAAUACGCUGCCAAGCUUAGCAGUAUAUUCUUGGUUCUUUCGGUCACCGUAGUAACCAAAUAAUAGCUCAACAGAGUGACGUAUCAUUUGGAAUGUAUAGCAGCAAAUUCUCUAAAGGCACGUUGCUUCUAAAUGUUGAGGGAGAAACCGGAGGACCCGGAGAAAAAUCCACGUGACCACGAGGAGAACAUGCAAACUCCAAAUAUACAGAAGGCGUCAGGGUCAGGGUCAAACUCACGACCUCCUGCAUACCAGGCGAGGUAGUCAACAUCUCGCCACCGUGGCACCCAAAAGCAGUCGUUGGCUGUCGCUCGAUUCCAGGAUGAUCUCUAACCGCCAGUGCCGGAUGUAUCCUACGGGCCCCACACUUUCAAGGGCCCCGCGCUAAAUGCUUUCAAGCUAUCAAUUCCGGUUCAGUGAUUCUGCACUCGCUCUAUUACUAUAGUACUAUACCGCCUUCGACAUUUAUGAAUGACUGAUAUUUAAGGUUAGCGAUUCGUCGUAUUAUCCGGCUGUAGAGCAAAUUAAUAAAUAUAAUUACUUUACAAUGCAAGUGAAAAAUGUAUGUGUUUUAAUAUUUACACGUGUGUUUUUUACGUAGGGCCCCUUUAUAACAUAUGCUACAGGCACUGCACUAUCUUAAUCCGGCACUGCUAACCGCAGUGUACAUAUCGGUCCUCAGAUGACUCAGAAGUCAGACGUGGGAAACAGGGUUGGAACAAUAACUCAUCCGUGCUUCUUAACCCCUGUUUGGAUGACGCACGGCGUCCAUUCUCCAGGCCACUGCCUAACUACGGGAUGGUAUUACGAUCAUUGGUGUUGCUUAGAUCCCGAUGUUUCAUCGUCGCAAUUUAACCGUGACAAUUUUUGAUUGUAUGACCAGUGCAAUGCAUGCAAUCAAACUGUCGCGUGUUAAAUAAUUCAUUCGCACGACGGUAAGAGGACGGGAAAAAGGUUUAACCCCCCAAAAAUGUCGUGCUCAUUCUAGAUUUGAAGCUUUCGUGACUGCAAGGAUUAAUAUUCUUGUUUUUUUCGGUAAAGUCACGUAGAUAAUUUUUUUUAAUAAAAAAUUUAAAUUAAUAAAAGUAAAAAUAAAAAUAAAAUAAAAAUUACGACGUUUCGGAGGCAACACAAGCUUCCGUCUUCAGGUGGAACCGCCACAGCACGAUUGCUGUAUCAAGUAAGAGAAAUUCCAAGGAAACAGUCCUUGUAUAUAUAUACUGGUUGAGGGUGGGAGGAGCCAAGGUGGGCUCUGAAUAUUAUUUUUGUGAGGUUCGGUGCGGCUGAAGCACGCUGUUAGGAAUGAGCCUUUGUUGUGUAAACUAGGUGCGGCUGAUGUAAAAGUGCGUGUAAAUGGGACUGAGCCUUUUUUAUUAUUUUACUUUUAUUAAUUUUAAUUUUUUAACUACGUGACUUUACCGAAAAAAACAAGAAUAUGGCGUGCUCAUGCCACCGCAAGUGAAGUCAAAUCCACGAGUGGUUCUCUCUCACGCCAGCGAUGCGACGGGUUGGGAGCGGUGUAGCAAUGCCCGCGUUACGGUCACGGAAAUGUUGGCCUUUGAACGUUGCAGCAAUGGUCACUUGUAGUUUGUAAGAAGAAGGAAAAAAAAACAAGCCUCGCCCCUUGCAUUGCAGAAUACCGUUGUGAACAUUGUGGUAACCUCGUCCGGACGCUGUGUGGGAACGUGGCCACAAUGUCGUAAGGUAAAACCGCGCGCUUAAAUGUAUACAGCCGUGUGAGAGCGAUCGAUUGCGAAAUAAAUAUCGCACGCAACGUAUAACUGAUUUUUUAAAAAUAUCUUUAUAUUUACAAAAGUACCAAUUUUUGGCACAAUUGCGAGCAUACACACCUUUAAGUGAAUACAGCGGUCACGUGACAUGCGCCUAACCGCCAUUAAUGUUAACAGCCAAUGAGGAACGAUAGAGGUUUGUCUCGCUUAACGGGCGUUCGUUAACAUCUUGACAUCGUGGCGCCCUCGAAGCCCCGUGGUUUUGUAUUUCCCUCUCCUUAUACUGCACAGUGUACCCCGUCUCGUUCUACUGGUAGGAACCUCCUGGUUACACCAGCCCACAGGGGAUUAUUGUGUCCGUCCGUCUUGCAGAGA